GUAUGAAGCCUCAACGAUGGAAAAAGGGACAUAAUGCGUCUCAUAAUCGGGAAAAACACACAUUUUGUUGUUUGUAUUGUAAGGAAAAAUAGGUAACCUCGUCAAACCACCACAGCACCUCUUUAAAGUUCUGAAAGUGGAAAGUUUUGGUUAUAAACACUAAACAUGAAGAAGAAAGUAAAUCAACCCCUACAAUCCAAAGUGAAGGAUGUCAGUAGCACAGAAACACUAAAGACAUCCAAUCCAGCAGAGUUUGAUGCAAGGAGCGAUGCUGACCUGGCCAUUAAAGAUUCUUCUCAAGACAAGAGACAUCUCAGAAUAUCACAAAGUGACAGCUGCUUCUUGAAGUUCUUGAAUGAAGACCGGCAGAAAGUGCCAUCAUUUUGUGACAUUACGGUCACGGUCUGUGGGAAGAUGUAUCAUGCCCACAAGGUGGUUUUGGCAUUUGGCAGUAACUUUUUUUAUUCCAGAUUCAGCGAAAAUCCUGAAUCACACCAUGUGACCAUUGAUAACAUAGAAAGCUCCACAUUUGGACACUUGCUCAACUUUUUAUACUCUUCUGAAUUUGACGUUUUGGAAAACCAGAUCCCUGGUUUGGCUGAGGCGGCCUGUUUUCUGGAUAUGAUGGAAGCUGUAAAUCUUUUAGCAAAGUGGGUGACACCGGCUCAAGCUGAUGAAGAAAGUGAUGUCCACCAUAUUCCUCAGAACAUUGACACUGAUGUCCAGUACGUUCAAACUUCAGUAGGAGUCCAGUGCUCAUUUUGCAGUCGUACUUUCUGCUACAAAAAGUCUCUGGAGAAUCACUUGGCCAAGACACACAGUUCUGGUUGCCACAUUGAGGAAGAUCAAAAUAUGGCGAGCACAUCUGCUGUCACUACCCGAAGAUCUGCCCGUCAAAGGAGGACUCCAGCUAAAUUUGAGAACCAGGAAAGUGAAAAUGGCCACAUCUUGUCUGAAACACCCAGUCAGAAGACUCCAAAGGAUGUCACAAAUUAUUUUGAAGAUGAAGAAGAUGAUGACGAAAGUGAGGAACGGGAACAGAAUGAGCAUGGAGAAGAAAGUAGUAAGGAAGGACGAGAAGAAACAUCAGCCACUUUUGAGGUUGAAGAGGCUGAGAAACAAGAUGAGGAACAUGUGUCUGAAUGCACUAAGGUUGUAGACCAAGUUGAGGCCCAGAAGGAGAUAGAACCGAGAUCCAGCACUCAUGUUGAGGAGCACAGUCAAGCGACAGAGGGCACCAGUCAUGUCUUUCCAGAGGGGCUCGCUCCUGUCGUGAUCCAGAGCACCAACAAAAAGACUCUUAAAUGUCCCAAGUGUGACAAGAUCUUUGAUCGCAUAGGUAAAUAUCAAAGUCACACCAGAGUACACACCGGAGAAAAACCUUUCCAGUGUGACAUCUGUCUUCAGUGCUACUCCACCAAAUCAAACCUCACUGUCCAUAAAAAGAAACAUGAGAGUGACACGCCCAUCCAGAAGAAAGAGCACAAAUGUCCCUUCUGUAACAAGCUUCAUGCCAGCAAGAAGACUCUCGGCAGACAUGUGAAGAGAUUUCAUCCUGACCAUCUCCAAGAGUUUCUCGCUCAGAAGAAGAAGAAGAUUGAAGGUUGGAAGUGUGAUAUCUGCCACAAGUCUUUCACUCGGCGCCCCCAUCUGGAGGAACACAUGAUCUUACAUUCACAGGACAAGCCCUUCAAGUGCGCCUACUGUGACGAACACUUCAAAUCACGAUUUGCCCGCUUGAAACACCAAGAAAAGUUCCAUUUGGGACCCUUCCCUUGUGACAUUUGUGGUCGUCAGUUUAAUGACACAGGCAACCGUAAACGGCACAUUGAGUGUACACAUGGGGGGAAGAGGAAAUGGACGUGCUUUCUGUGUGGAAAAUCAGUUCGAGAAAGGACAACCCUUAGGGAACAUCUGAGGAUCCAUAGUGGAGAAAAGCCUUACUUGUGCAGCAUCUGUGGACAAAGCUUCCGUCAUGGCAGCUCUUACAGGCUCCAUCUUCGUGUUCACCAUGACGACAAGCGCUAUGAAUGUGAGGAAUGUGGCAAAACUUUCAUUCGCCAUGACCAUCUAAAGAAACACAAAAAAAUUCACACAGGGGAGAGAGCACAUCAGUGUGAAGAGUGUGGAAAAUGCUUCAGACGUGCCGAUCACCUGACUGUCCAUUAUAAAAGUAUUCACCUGGGAGAAAAGAUCUGGCGAAGGUACAAAGCAAUAGUGCAUCAGUGUCAAGUGUGCAAGAAAGAGUUCAGGGGGAAGACCAACCUCAUGUUGCAUUUCAGAACGCAUUCAGGUGAGAAACCCCACCGGUGUUUGAUCUGUAACCAGACCUUCUGCAUCAAGAAGACUUUGACCAAACACAUGGUCAUCCACUCAGACGUUCGUCCUUUCAACUGCCCGCACUGUAGUGCUACCUUCAAGCGCAAAGACAAGCUCAAGUAUCAUGUUGACCACGUGCACAGUGCCCGGAUGCUAGACCAGCAGCAGCAAAAUCUUCCUCCAGACCCUGAAAACAAGUUACCUGAGCCCCUGCCUUCAAACGAAACUCCAAAACCGUACCACAACACACCUAAAACUGUGCUGCAAAGUGUAUCGGCUGAUGUUUGUGUUCCUGUAACACUUGUUCCUGUUCAGAUGAGUGAAGAACCCGACCUCGCAGUGCAUGGGGCGUCACAUGGUGUUCUUCCAGCUGUGGGUCAACAACAGCAGACAGGUGGCUAUCAGUCAACCAGUGACCUGGUGUUUUUAGAGAAGUACACUCUUACACCUCAGCCAACUAACAUAGUGCACCCAGUGCGGCCAGACCAGAUGCUGGACCCACGAGAGCAGUCUUACUUAGGAACACUACUGGGGCUGGAGUCUGCUACAUCUGUGCAAAAUAUGACUAAUGAUCAACAGACGCAUUAAUACACACAAUGUCUGCGUAUUUUAUUAAUUUACUAAACAUACUUUUUAAUUUUUUAUGUUCUUCAAAUGUAACACUUCAAAACAUGAUUUUCCUUUGGUCUUCAGUCUCCUCGUGCUGUUCUUAAAGAAAUAGUUCAUCCAAAAAUGAAAACACAAGGAAAGUUUAUAGUGACUACGGCUUUCGAGCUCCAAAAAGGACAAAAACAUGGGGAAAAAAAAAACAUCAUAAAUGUAGUCCUUAUGACUUGAUCGCUGUAUGUCAAGUCUUUUAAAGCCAUACAAUAGCUUUGUGUGAGAAACAGACCGAACUGUAAGUCGUCAUUGACAGAAAAUCUUCUCCUUCACAGAUGCUGUGAAAUUUCAUUUACGUUCAUGUUCAGAUUAAAAAAUGACGCAUUACGCCAGGUUUGACACUGAUGGAGAAAUCAUUUCAAAUAUGGCAUUGAAUAAAAAAUAAAAGCAUACAAGUUUGGAACAAUAUGGUUAUUUGGAACAACAUGAGAAAAUGGUGACAAUUUUCAUUUUCGGGUGAACUGUUUAUUUAAAAUCUAAAAUAAACUCUGCUGAAGUAAUUAUCAAAAUAAUGAUGCUAUCAUCAACAAUGAACUUUUACAAUGAACUUUGGUUGUAAAUGUUAACGGAAACUGUGUGCAAAUGAUAAAAAUUACUCUUUAUAAACA
Molecule: messenger RNA, 3587 nt
Organism: Myxocyprinus asiaticus (Chinese sucker)
Lineage: Eukaryota; Metazoa; Chordata; Actinopteri; Cypriniformes; Catostomidae
Product: zinc finger and BTB domain-containing protein 41-like
Exons: 11
Coding region: 166-2907 (913 amino acids)
Molecular function (GO): protein binding
Source: RefSeq, a predicted model, not a curated record